Molecule: messenger RNA, 1166 nt
Organism: Octopus sinensis (East Asian common octopus)
Lineage: Eukaryota; Metazoa; Mollusca; Cephalopoda; Octopoda; Octopodidae
Product: oxidoreductase-like domain-containing protein 1
Exons: 2
Coding region: 225-764 (179 amino acids)
Cellular component (GO): mitochondrion
Source: RefSeq, a predicted model, not a curated record
UUCUCCAACCGGUUGCUUGUUAUUAGAUGCUGGUAACACGUUCAGCUUUAGUGUAGCAUUAAAGUAUAACUCAACGAAUUCAGUAAAUUAUUAAGACUUCCUACUGAAGGGAGAUAACUCCGAGGUCAGCCGUUGUGAGGGUCAACAACAGGUUGUUCCAUGUGACAAAGAAGAUGGAUCUCUUAUGAUAACGUUGUACAUCUGCAAAAGUUUUAUUUCAAGCAAUGCCUGUGCACAGAGUAUUAACACCUGGUAUCAGGUUCAUCAGAACUCCUGUCUUCAAUAUCUCUAAGGAUGUCAAUUAUAUUCAACAUACAUGUCAUCGGUGUUUAGUAAAGGACAAUUCUAACACAUCGGGGGUCAGUCAAACAUCUCAAGAAAUUACCACCAAGUCAGACCAUCUUAGCAAUUCAGAAAAAGAUAAAGGAACUCACAUUAUUAGCUCUGUUUCUCAAAACGAGAGUUCCACAGAUAAAACUCGUUCAGAUUUUAUGCAGGAAUUUUAUGAGGAAAACAAAUUAAAUGAAGAUUUAGUAACAAAAGAAAAUCCUGUUUGUAAAGUAACAAAAGCUCCACCCGAUCCGCCAACAGACUGUUGUAUGAGUGGCUGUGCAAAUUGUGUUUGGAUUGCAUAUGCUGAAGAAAUGAAGGAAUUUUAUAGUGCAGAUGGUAUAGAUAAAGCCUUGAAAGAUAUCGAAACAAUUGAGGAUGUCAGUUUGAAAGCCUUUCUAAAAGUUGAACUGAGUUUCUUGAAGAAACAAUGACCCCUGUGACAUUAGUUAUUUCACAACUUUGUCAAAACAAAUAUUCUGUAGAACCUCAAAAUUUACUGUAUUCUCUGACAUACAUGUCAAUGUAUUAUAUAUUGGAAACAUGUCGUCUAAAUAUUUAAAUAUCAUCACUAGCUUUCGAAAUCCUGUUGCAUUUCACAUGGGAUUUUUGGUUCUCUGAAGUUGCUUUGGUGUAUAAGUUGGUCUACGGUUUUUUUUUUUUUUGGCUGUGAAAUUUGGUCUAAAAAAUCCGACUUGUAUACUGGAAAACAUGGUAACUCAACACACUGAAACACUGAACGAUUGUAUAGUUUAUUUUAUUUAUGGUGUAAUUAUUUCAGCUUCUUAUUUAUUAUAACUUUAUAAUUUGUAUUUAAAUGGAUGAUUGACAUAUGA